Messenger RNA from Scleropages formosus (Asian bonytongue), 1610 nucleotides. RefSeq names its product actin, cytoplasmic type 5-like. Bases 145 to 1275 code for a protein of 376 amino acids. The transcript is spliced from 6 exons. The record is from RefSeq and is a predicted model, not a curated record. Lineage: Eukaryota; Metazoa; Chordata; Actinopteri; Osteoglossiformes; Osteoglossidae.
GGGAGAGGUGGCGGUGGCGGCCUAUCAGCUGGACGGCGGGAGAGGCGAGAGCACUGUGCAGCUGUACUUAGUCUACUCCACGUUCCCUCCCAUCUUUAUUUUAGCCGUGUAAGGUGGGGGGACAAGACUCGCCUAUCGCACAGGAUGGCUGAUGAAGAUAUUGCUGCAUUGGUGGUUGACAAUGGCUCUGGGAUGUGCAAAGCAGGUUUUGCUGGAGACGAUGCGCCUCGUGCCGUGUUCCCCUCCAUUGUGGGACGUCCCAGGCACCAGGGUGUGAUGGUUGGUAUGGGACAGAAGGAUAGCUAUGUUGGUGAUGAGGCUCAGAGCAAGAGGGGUAUCCUGACCCUGAAAUACCCCAUUGAGCAUGGCAUUGUCACCAACUGGGAUGACAUGGAGAAGAUCUGGCAUCACACCUUCUAUAAUGAGCUGCGUGUUGCCCCUGAGGAGCACCCUGUCCUGCUUACUGAAGCCCCCCUGAACCCCAAAGCCAACAGAGAGAAGAUGACCCAGAUCAUGUUCGAGACCUUCAACACACCAGCUAUGUAUGUGGCUAUCCAAGCAGUGCUGUCCCUGUAUGCAUCUGGACGCACCACUGGUGUGGUGAUGGACUCUGGGGAUGGUGUCAGCCAUACUGUGCCCAUCUAUGAGGGUUAUGCCCUACCUCAUGCUAUCAUGCGUCUGGACCUGGCAGGCCGUGACCUCACUGAUUACCUCAUGAAAAUUCUAACUGAGCGUGGUUACAGCUUCACCACAACAGCUGAGAGAGAAAUUGUGAGGGACAUUAAGGAAAAGCUGUGUUAUGUGGCACUAGACUUUGAACAGGAGAUGAUGACUGCUGCCACUUCCUCCACCUUGGAAAAAAGCUACGAGCUGCCUGAUGGACAGGUCAUCACCAUCGGCAAUGAGCGCUUCCGCUGCCCUGAAAGCCUCUUCCAGCCCUCUUUCCUUGGUAUGGAGUGCUGUGGGGUCCACGAGACCACCUACAACUCCAUCAUGAAGUGUGACGUGGACAUCCGAAAGGAUCUGUACGCCAACACAGUCCUGUCAGGAGGCACUACCAUGUACCCAGGAAUUGCUGACCGAAUGCAGAGUGAGAUCUGCGCUCUGGCACCCCCCACAAUGAAGAUCAAAAUAAUUGCUCCUCCAGAGCGCAAAUACUCUGUCUGGAUUGGAGGCUCCAUCCUGGCCUCCUUGUCCACCUUCCAGCAGAUGUGGAUCAGCAAGCAGGAGUACGAUGAGUCUGGACCCUCCAUUGUCCACCGCAAAUGCUUCUGAAUGAGCCAGCCUCUGAUCUUUUGCCACACACAUCUGCUAAAAAUAUCCCCUUGUUUUCAUUUUCUUAACCAGCUUUCCAACUUUCCUAUUAUACUCUCUUAUCACAGUGGGGACUAACUGAGGUGUACUGCAGAGUAGUCACUUUUCUCGGUUGUUACCAUCCCCUUGGCGACACAUCCCACUGACGCACCCCCUUUUCCACCUUUUGUAAAACCCAAAUUUGUGACAUUUGUGCCCCCUCUGCUACUAAACUUAUCAAUGGCUUGUACAUUUUAGCAUGCUUAGUUGUAAUGAAAUUGAAGAGAUGGGGGAGAGUGGGGUUUUUUUUUUUUUUU